Molecule: messenger RNA, 732 nt
Organism: Striga hermonthica
Lineage: Eukaryota; Viridiplantae; Streptophyta; Magnoliopsida; Lamiales; Orobanchaceae
Source: the annotation of a GenBank genome assembly
AUGACAGAAACUCUCAUCAGAUUUAUACUUUGGCCAUUAGUUAUAAGCUUCAUCCCUUUAUACAUUCUUUUCUUCGCCAAAAUAAAGAUUAAGAGAAAUCAUGCACGAAUACCUAAGCUACCUCCGGGACAAAGAGGAUGGCCCGUAAUAGGCCACAGCAUAAGCUGGUACAAUGCUGUUGCAAGCUCUCAUCCCCCCUCUUUUGUCGAGCAACAAGUUAAAAGAUUUGGCAAUAUAUUCUCUUGCAGCCUGUUUGGGAAGCGGGCAGUUGUAUCGGCCGACCCAUCAUUUAACCGAUUCGUAAUGCAGAAUGAAGGGAAAUUGUUCCAGUCGAGCUACCCGAAAUCGUUCAGGGAUUUGGUGGGCAAAAAUGGGGUGAUUAAUGCACAAGGAGAGCAGCAGAAGAAGCUUCACUCGAUCGCAUCUAAUAUGAUGCGGCUGGACAAGCUGAAGGUUCAUUUCUUGGAGGAUAUUCAGGUUGUUAUCAAACACAUUGUCAUUAAUCUUCAUCACGAUCAAGUUGUUCAUCUCCAGGAUGUUUGCAGAAAGGUGGCGGUUAAUCUGAUGGUGAAUCAACUGCUAGGGGUAUCGUCUGAAUCGGAAGUGAUUGAGAUAGCAGAGUUGUUCUCUGAUUUUGCCGAUGGCUGCCUUUCUCUUCCCAUCAAUUUGCCAGGCUUUCCCUAUCACAAAGCAAUGAAGGUAAUGAAAUAUAACAAGAAUGUGCAUAUAUAG